This is a messenger RNA of Phytophthora sojae, 975 nucleotides long. RefSeq lists its product as hypothetical. Gene Ontology annotation, biological process: DNA repair; regulation of transcription by RNA polymerase II; regulation of cyclin-dependent protein serine/threonine kinase activity. The transcript has 4 exons. The record is from RefSeq and is a predicted model, not a curated record. NCBI's taxonomy places the organism in Eukaryota, Oomycota, Peronosporomycetes, Peronosporales, Peronosporaceae. Gene Ontology annotation, cellular component: transcription factor TFIIH holo complex. Bases 1 to 975 code for a protein of 324 amino acids.
AUGACUGCGGCAACCGAUGAGGACCUCGCGCUGCGCUGCUGCGUGUGCGGCACGUCGGCCGAGGACGACAGCAACUACCUCAACACCAAGAUGAAGAUGCUCAUCUCCAAAUGCGGUCACCGCUUGUGCGUGCUCCAGCGCGUUGUGUGGAAGUUCUUCUGCGACCACUGCAUCAAGCGCGAGUUCCAGCACCAGCGCGAGAUCGCGUGUCCCGCCUGCGAGAAGCCCGUGAAGAAGUCGCAGCUGCAGGACAAGACCAUCGAGGAGCUCAACUUCGCCAAGGAGACGUCGGUGCGCAAGAAAGUCACCAAGGAUUACAACAAGACGGAGGACGACUUCGACACACUGGACGAGUACAAUGACUACUUGGAGACGCUCGAGAACCUCAUUUUUGAUCUGGUGUAUGGAGACGACAACGAAAAGGCUGCGGCCCAGAAGCAGUGGAAGCAGUACCGCCAGGAGAACGCCAUUGCCAUCGCCACAAAUGACGCCAAGAAGGCCGACGAGGAGCGCCGUAUCGCGCAGCUGAUUGCGGAGCAGCAGAGGCUGGCGGAGGAACGGCGACAGCUGCAGCAGCGGGAGGAUUCGCAGUUUGAGGCGGAUCUGGAGCGUCAGAAGGCGCAGCUGAUGGAGGUGGCGCUGGGAGAACGAGACGAAAGCGACGUCUCCAAGCUGCGCGCCACGACGACGGCUAUUCCGAUUGACCAGGCCGUCACGGCGGAGAUGGAAGCGGCGAUGAUGGGCUUCCAGCCGGGAGUCAUUGGUGGACCGCAGCCCGUUCCGGUUCCUGGAGGCAAGCGUGGACCCAACUUCGGUGUGAACGAGUCCAAGAAGCUGCGUCGUCAGCAGCAGCUUGCCGGCGGCUACGAUCCGGAUUUGCACUUCAAGCGCAACCGAAGCGAGGCGUGGUGCGGCAUUUACUUCCACCCCGUUGAUAGAAAGAAUGAAGGUCCGGCUCCGAUGGAGAUCUGCUAG